This is a messenger RNA of Prorocentrum cordatum, 970 nucleotides long. NCBI's taxonomy places the organism in Eukaryota, Dinophyceae, Prorocentrales, Prorocentraceae. The record is from the annotation of a GenBank genome assembly.
UCCAGCAGCACAGGCGAGGAGACGGGCCCACAUGACGAGACCAGCUGCAGCCCAGAUGAGACGACCAGCAGCGUCGAGCGGCGCAGAGGCCCCCGGGCGGCUCGGCGCUGCCCCGUGCCCUCGGCGGAGGAGCUCGCAUGGCUUCCGGGAGGAGAGCGCGGCCAGCUCGGACGUGCUCCUCCGGAGCGGCGAGGCCCAUCCAGCGCCCCCUCUCGACGGGGGCCUCGGGGCGCCGGGCCUCGAGCCGCCGCGGGUGAGAGGCGCCUGCAGCUGGACGCACUGGAUGAACAUGCUGGCGCUCCUCGCCAGCGCCGCCGUCGCGUACCUCGACUAUUCUGGCGUCUUCGGCGAGGGGAGCGCCGAGCUGGGCGCGAGGUACCGGACCCUCGUGACUCCGGCCCCCUGGACGUCCUGCAUCUGGGUCGUCAUCUACGCCCUGGAGGCCGUCUUCGCGGCCGCGCAGCUGAGCUUCGGCGGCUUCCGGGGCAGCGGCCUGGUCGAGGCCGUCACGCAGUCGUGGAUCCUGACGUGCGCCUGUCAGAUCCUGUGGUUUGUGCUGUACAGCCAGGAGCUCCUCGCGAUGGCCCUCGCCAUCUCGUGCGUCCUGGCCACGACGCUCCUCCUCCUGCUCGCCCGGGCCGACGCGGAGGACAUGACCCCGGCGGAGUUCUGGCUGCUGCGCGUGCCGUUCUCCGUGCACGCGGGCUGGGCUGUCGUGCUCUGCGGCCAGAAUCUGAACGUGGUGGCCAGCAUGAUGCUUCUGCCGUCGGAUACGCUGCUGGCGCUGGCCUACGCGACGCUGGCCUGCACCCUGUCGGCUGUCGUUUUCUACCAGCUCGUGGCCUCGCGGCCCGACGCCGUCAUCGCCGGCGUCGUCGUCUGGGCCCUGGGCGGCGUCUGGACUGAGCUGUCCGACCCGAAUCGGCUGGACAGCUACGGCGAGCAGUACGCCGGUCAGCGCUGGGACAGG